CCCACAAUGCACCUCUUUAUUUUGGCUGGUAUCUCCGGGAGAUGAGAUCUGGCACAACCUUGCUCAGUGCCGGGAGAGGAGAGGACACCUUUCUCAUCACGUUAUUUAACAUGCUGCAGAGGACUGAGGAGACCAAACAAAAAGGAUAACUCGGCGACUGUAUAUAGCUACAAAAAAAAAACUAAAAACACGGGUUUACCGUUUACACAGUAUGACCAUGGCUUCUGUAAGUCUGGAGAAUCAGCUGCACAGUGCCCAGAAGAACCUGCUUUUCCUCCAGCAGGAGCAUGCAAAUACACUGAAGGGUCUGCAUGCAGAGGUGCACCGCCUUCAGCAGCACUGCACAGAUUUGACAUACAAGUUGACAGUAAGAAGUUCAGAGCCAGUAGAAAGCGGUGAAUCACAAUGUAGCGAGUUGAGGAAAAAGUGUGAGGAGCUUGAAACCCAGCUUAAAGCCAAAGAAAAUGAAAGCACUGAACUGUUAAAGGAGCUUGAACAGAAAAACGCCAUGAUCUCAGUUCUGGAGAACACAAUAAAAGAAAGAGAAAAGAAGUAUUUAGAAGAGCUGAAAAUGAAAAGCCAUAAACUAAACAUGCUUUCAAGCGAACUAGAGCAACGGUCUGGCACCAUUGCUUAUCUGACGUCUCAGCUGCACUCCACCAAGAAGAAGCUGAUAGCUACGUCCAGUGGCGGCUCCGAUACCAGCCCGAACAUGAGCCCAGUCAUGUCCUCUUACAAGCCAGCUCCACCUAAGGAGAAGAUGCCAGAGACCCCAAGGCGAAGGAUGAAGAAGAGCCUUUCUCAGCCUUUAAACUCUGAGUUUACCGAGGUGUACCGGCUAGGGCCUGACGGGCGCAAAGUGGUAAUGAGAGAGACCAUGGAUGCCAUGCCAGACCCAACGCCUUUCCUGUUAGCCAGAGAAUCUGCUGAUGCACAGCUUUUGAAAGAGAGGCCUUCGGUUAUCCCACCAAUUCCUUCGGAACGCACUUCUGAACCACACCACAGUCCGGCCAAGGGUAGGCAACACAAGGCACAUAUUGGUGUGGCCCACCGAAUUCACCAUGUGACCCCUCCCCCCACCCAACCCGAAGUGGAAACACUGGCUGUGGACCAGGUGAAUGGGAGUCAAGUUGUUCGAAAGCGGUCAGGUGCUGACAGAACUGUUUAAACAAAUGAAAUAAUAAUACUAAUCUUACUCUGCUUUUCUGCAUUGCACUGCGAUAAGAGAUGUUCGUUUCUUCAUAUUCCUCUUAAAGGUUCUCCUAUUUCAUUUCCCCUGUUUAACAGUAAACAGUUGCAUGCCAAAUCUUUCAAAAGCCUAUGUGACUGACAGCCUGCCUGUCCCCAUUCCAGCUUUAUGAGGCUCAUAUGACUUCUCCCUUUUCAAAACAGCCAAAUAAACGUGUCUAUCUUAUUGCUUGCUUCAAACACAUACUCUGCAAUCAACAUACGUACAAGUGGUUUACAAAAGCAGAUACUACUCGUUGUCACACUGCAAAUAUAUUAUCAGUAAGUUAAUUAAAGUAAGUUCAUAGAAAACUUGCAGCAACAUGUUCAAACUGUUUAUUUCUAAUGUCAAUAUUUGAUGACUUCUCUUAAUGCCUGCACAUCCAGAUUGUAUAAUCAAGGUUUUCAUUACCUGACUGCUAUAAAUCUUUUAUGACAAAGCCUUUGCAUAGCAGCAGUAUGUUUCAUGUCUCUGUAUGUAAAUGGCAGGAAUGGAGAAGUAAAGAAAAAUGUACUUGUUACAUAUCGGCCAGUUAAAAUUUUUCAUUUCAUUUUUUUUUCUUUUUUUGUAAUAUCAUUUUCGACUCCCUGUAAGCAAUACAGAAAUUUAACUUA
This is a messenger RNA of Polyodon spathula (Mississippi paddlefish), 1842 nucleotides long. RefSeq names its product coiled-coil domain-containing protein 92-like. The transcript has 4 exons. Lineage: Eukaryota; Metazoa; Chordata; Actinopteri; Acipenseriformes; Polyodontidae. The record is from RefSeq and is a predicted model, not a curated record. The coding region runs from base 212 to 1168 and encodes 318 amino acids.